Molecule: messenger RNA, 1080 nt
Organism: Effrenium voratum
Lineage: Eukaryota; Dinophyceae; Suessiales; Symbiodiniaceae
Source: the annotation of a GenBank genome assembly
AUGGCCCACUAUGCCCAAGGCCACAGCCGGGAAAUUGCUUCGCCCUGUCGCCGCUUCGCCGGUCUCCGCCUGAAGCUUGCAGAGUUUGUGCCAGGCACGAGCUGGAGCACGCAUUCCUGGACCUGGCGAAGGUGCGAAAAUGGAAGGACGGUUCAAGAGAUGCUGCGGGAGACACCGAGCCUGGCGCGUGCGCAGCCGGCGGGCCGCUGGUCGGCGCUGCACCAGGCGGCCUCGGCAGGCUGCGAGGACGUGGUGGCCCAGCUCCUCGGCAGCCGUGCAGACCCCAAAGCCAAGACGAGUUGCGGGAAGACAGUCCUGGAGGUUGCCACCGGCUCAGUCAGGCAUUUGCUGUUCGAUAAGACGCCUAUAGUUAUUGGCUCGGACGAGGAGGCACCUUCGAAGCGGCAGAAAGUAGGACUGAGCGUUCCCGCUCCGGCCAUCAUCAAGAAGGAGGGAUACUUCGAGCUGUCCUCGCCGGGCGGCGUCCUGAAAGGCAGCUACACCUUUGACCACGCCUCCGCUCACAUCCGCAGCGGAGGUGCCGCGGUGGGUGUCUUCAGCUCCGAGCCUGUUGGAGAAAGGCCUUUUUUGCCAAGUCUCCUGGCAACGCAAGGGCCGUCUGCCUUGAUUCCGCAGGUGACAGUUGUCAGCGGCGAGAUCAUGGAAGAGAUCCAGAAGCCUAGCAAUGAGGGCGCCUUCUUCGUGCUGCCCUCGCAGCUCAACGGGGCAGAGUAUCCGAUGCAUAACUACGUGGUGGAGCAGAUCAACAAGUACAAGUAUGACAAAACGGGUGGCCCUCGGGGCCAGCUGGCAGUGCAUCCAGCGGUGGGCCAAUUCAUCCUGGACAAUGCUGCCUGUGACACCAGGCCAAAGGGCCUGGAUGCAACCGACCUCCUGCUGGCCAAGGCGAAGGCAUCGCCCGCCUGGCCCAAGGGGUACAACCUCCACGUGCGGAAUGGGUACAUGGCAGUGCCGUACUGUUCCAAAGAUGAUCAGGCAGGCCUUCUGCAGGUGCUGCGGGAGCAGCUGCAUUGGCUGCGCUGCCUCUGCGCCCAGGAGAGGUACCCUGCUCAGGCCUGA